Molecule: messenger RNA, 1956 nt
Organism: Thlaspi arvense
Lineage: Eukaryota; Viridiplantae; Streptophyta; Magnoliopsida; Brassicales; Brassicaceae
Source: the annotation of a GenBank genome assembly
GUCUCCGAUCCCUAAUUUCUCGCUCCGCCUUUUCAAUGGAGGUCCCUACGAAGCCAAAGACGCAGAUCGAUGAAAUCUCUCACAGUCUCUCGUUUUCUACUUCCAUCGCCGGCGAUACUAGCUGGGACAAAUUCCCCUUAUUCCGUCACCGAUCACGGCAAAUCACGCGCGACACUUGGCUCGUCUCCGCCUUCGUGCUUCUUCAAAUCGUCAUCUUCGCUGUAACUAUGGGCGUCAACGACUGCUCCCGGAACUCUAACGGCCACUGCGCCGCCAAAUUGCUCGGCCGAUUCUCCUUUCAGCCUCUCUCCGAGAAUCCUAUGCUCGGCCCCUCCGCUUCUACAUUCGUAGACAUGGGAGGUCUUUUCUGGAAUGCUCUGGUGGAGAAGCAUGAGAUUUGGCGUGUUUUGACAUCCCCGUGGCUUCACAGCGGAUUGUUUCAUCUUUUCAUAAAUCUCGGGAGUUUGAUUUUCGUAGGGAUAUACAUGGAGCAGCAAUACGGACCAUUGAGGAUUGCAGUGAUAUACUUCCUCUCUGGCAUUGUUGGUAGUCUCUUUGCUGUGUUGUUUGUUCGAAACAUCCCAUCGAUCUGUUCUGGUGCUGCUUUCUUUGGCUUGAUUGGAGCCAUGCUUUCUGCACUUGCAAGGAACUGGAAUCUUUAUAGCUGCAAGGUUUCUGCGUUAGUGAUGAUAUUCACUAUCUCCACUGUCAAUUUCCUGAUAGGCUUCCUCCCUUACAUAGACAACUUUGCGAAUAUUGGCGGUUUCAUAUCAGGGUUCCUUCUUGGGUUCGUGCUAUUAUUCACCCCACAGCUGAGUCAGGACCCUCCACCUCACAAGGGAAAACUGUUUGAGGAUGAUAUGAAAAGUUCCACAAGGCGUAAAGAAAUGUUUGACAGACCGGUGUUAAGGAUUGUAUGCCUGGUCUUGUUUUGUGGAAUACUUGCUGGGGCUUUAAUAGCAGCGAGCUGGGGCAUCAAUCUGAACCGUCAUUGCAAUUGGUGUCGCUAUGUUGACUGUGUUCCAACCAGAAAAUGGAGCUGCAGUGAUAUGACUACUUCCUGCGAGGCAAUGGUGAGUGAUGCUCAGCUAACACUGACCUGCAUGGCCAAUGGAAAGUUCCGGAUAUUUCCUUUCACAAACAUCUCACAAGCCAGGACACAAGACCUCUGCACACUCGUCUGCUCUUAAACAUGACCUGACCAGGUGCCAACUCCCAUCUAUCACUCCCAUACAUAGAUAGUUGCAUAUAAAACCAAAACUGUCACUAUAAAUAAUCCAUAGUCAAGUCUUUGGCAUAGCCUCAAAUGGAUAAAGAGGGUAGGACUUGUAAUGAGACGAUUGUCUUGGUUCUUGAUACCAUGAAUCUGAAUACUAAAGUUUGGUCCCAUAUGAGGGACCCAGUAGCCGCAUUAGGUGCAUACAUAAACUUUACACAAUCCACAUCAUACGGCAUACAUACGCACACAUGACAGAUGACACAACUGUAUUCAGUCAGCUUCUUUUUACUUAAAUGUAUAUUUUCUUUUUCUUUUUCUAUUAUAUGCUUUAAGAAGAGUGAUGAUGAUGAAAAAUAGGUGUGGCUUUGUGGGUGUAGUAGAAUGAGAAGAAAAGGGCCGACCUUGUCACAGAUAGAGAUAGGGCCACUAAAAUUGAUUAUUAGGGGAAUUUCGAAAUAAAAAAAAAUAUUGAUUUUGGAAAAUAGAAAUGAGAAUGUUACUUAUCAUGUUGAAAUAGACGUAAUAGCAGAAGAAGCCCAUACUGUGGUCCUAAAUCUCAUUAAGCUACCCAACUGCCUACAUCUCAUAUCCUCUCUUAAUAUGCACUUUACAAGUCAUGUUUUUUUGUUUCCUCUAUCCAAAUAUUCAUUCUUCUUCUUUUUUUUCUCUAUUUUAUUACAUAUUCAAGUCACUCGAUUUGUGAUUUCGUUUGAUAGUUUAUAGUUCCAGUUUCUGAG